Messenger RNA from Sebastes umbrosus (honeycomb rockfish), 2662 nucleotides. RefSeq names its product SRSF protein kinase 3-like. The record is from RefSeq and is a predicted model, not a curated record. Gene Ontology annotation, biological process: protein phosphorylation; spliceosomal complex assembly; regulation of mRNA processing. NCBI's taxonomy places the organism in Eukaryota, Metazoa, Chordata, Actinopteri, Perciformes, Sebastidae. Gene Ontology annotation, molecular function: ATP binding; protein kinase activity. The transcript has 16 exons. Bases 208 to 1980 code for a protein of 590 amino acids.
GACCAGAGAGUCUUUAUCAGUCACACUGAACACAGUGAGGAGGAGCAGAGCACGCGGUCUGAGUCCUCGUGCCAGGCUCGGUUUUAUUUCCCGCGUUACAAAUAUUAAACCUGGAUAUAUAUCACAGACACAGACAGGGGGCUUUUUCUCUGCUGUCAUCGGGGCCCAUCUUCAGCUGUUCUCGAACUUCUUCAGGCCCCGUUAAACAUGUCAUCUUCAUAUGCUGCUGCUAUAUCAGCCCUUCUUUCAGCCAGCUCUUCCAAUCCACCCGUCAAACCCAGCCCUCACCCCUCCCCAAAAACAGGAGGGAGUCCUAAACCUGCCCACCACCCUCCAGCUGUACACAAACAUCCUCAUUCACCUGAGCCUCUGGGGUCUUAUGACGAGGAACAGGAGAAUCCUGCAGACUACUGCAUUGGCGGUUACUACUCUGUAGAGAUUGGAGAGAUUUUCGUUGACCGUUACCAAGUGGUUAAAAAGUUGGGAUGGGGUCACUUCUCUACUGUAUGGCUCUGCUGGGAUAUGAUGAAGGGGCGUUUUGUGGCUCUGAAGGUGGUGAAGAGUGCCCAAACAUUCACAGAGACGGCAAUGGAUGAGAUCCAACUUCUGAAAUGUGUAAGGGACAGUGACCCCAAAGAUCCAAAACGUGAGACAAUCGUGCACCUUAUUGAUGACUUCAGGAUUACUGGAGCAAAUGGAGAGCAUGUGUGCAUGGUUCUGGAGGUGCUGGGCCACCAGUUGCUGAGGUGGAUCGUCAAAUCCAACUACACUGGCCUCCCCCUGCCCUGCGUUAAGAGCAUCCUCAGACAGGUCUUGCAGGGUUUAGAUUACUUGCACACCAAAUGCAAGAUUAUCCACACAGACAUCAAGCCAGAAAACAUCCUCCUGAGAGUGGAUGAGGUUUACAUUCAGAACCUGGCGGCCAACACCAAGCUGUGGCAGCUGCCAGUGUCCUCUGCAUUCACCGGCUCCACAGUGAACAGAAGCUCCAGAGAAAAACAGAGUUUGUCCAACGUGUUGGGGAAGCUGACUGGGGUUUUCCACACUCUUGGGGAGUGGUCCAGCAAGGUCUCCAGGAGCCCCAUAAAACGACUGACAAGAAAAGACAGGAGUCGACGAGGACAGGAGAGCACAUCUGACCACAAUCAAAAAGACAAGCUUCAUGUGUCGUUCUCUGAUGUCCCCGCUCCAUCUGGCACCCGUAGCUCCACCUGUCACUCUAAGCUCACGGGUCCUAACCUCAAAUUAAGGAGGCAGACGCUGCUGCUGGAAGACGGACUGGAUUUGAAACCAAACAGCCACAGAGACUCUAUUUGCUCGUGGCCAGACCUCAACACAGAUGCUCCUGUCUCUGGCUCCAGAUCAGUGUUAUUACAUCAGACUGCAGACAAAGAGCUGCCUCCUCCAUCACCAUCCUCUCCCCGUGGUAUCAGUGAUUCGGAUGUACUCUUGGACCUACUGAAGCCCCAGAAUGCUGAUAAAAUCCUCAUCAAGAUUGCUGACCUGGGCAAUGCCUGCUGGGUGCACAAACACUUCACCGAAGACAUCCAGACGUGUCAGUACCGCUCGGUGGAGGUUCUGAUCGGUGCCGACUACGACACACCGGCUGACAUCUGGAGCACCGCCUGCAUGGCGUUUGAGCUGGCCACAGGGGAUUAUCUGUUCGACCCCCAGUCAGGAGCCACGUUCUCCCGCGAGGAAGAUCACAUUGCCCACAUCAUUGAGCUGCUGGGAUCCCUUCCAUCCCAGUUCAUGCUGUCGGGGAGAAAUUCCAAACGAUACUUCAACCGUAAAGGACAACUGCGACACAUUUCAAAGCUGAAGCCGUGGAGCUUGUUUGAGAUCCUGCUGGAUAAGUACGAGUGGCCGCGGGAGGAAGCCUCCCAGUUCAGCUCGUUCCUCCUGACCAUGUUGGCGCUGCUGCCAGGGGAAAGAGCCACAGCUGCCCAGUGUCUGAAACACCCCUGGAUCACCUCCUAGACGUGCCAGUUCUGUCUUGUUCAGAGCCCAGUGGACCAGCUCUCUGUUCAGGAGCAGGCUUGUACGUGGCAUGGGACUCGGACAGCUGUGGGAUAUACAGCAGUAGUCUGGUGCUGGCAUCAUGAGCACAGCUUUCAUAUUUAUUAUCCUGAAUACAAGCCUUUUUCCCAGUUGGAUUGCUUGGUCUUUUAGUAUUUUAAUGGCAGUCACAUCUAAUUCAGGCAUAGCAAUGACCAAAAAGAAACUUUGUCUUACUGGAAAACUGCCUUGUUACAUGAUCACAAAGUUCUUGAAUUUCAAUAAACUGACACAAGACUGACUUUGUUCUCUAGUAAGAAAUGCCUAAGCAGUGAAAAGGUAAUGGUAAACCAGUCUAAGGUAUGAUUUAUUCUGACAGCACUCCGUCUCAGAAAUGUCAAAUGUCUUGAAGGAAUACCCGGGUGACUCACCACAGAAAAAAAGCAGCUUAUAUGUUCCAGUAUUAAAAACAACAAACUGCAGUCUGUGAUAGUGACCUCAUUGUAGGUGCUUUUGGAGAAAACGGUGAAAAUGUAAUCAAAAUGUAAAUGAGAUACUUAGAAUAAAAAAUCUGUUUAAACGUCCAGAUAUAAUGAAUAGUAGUGGUUGCAACAGCUCUCAAAGUGAACAAGAAUAAAUCAUUAAAGGAGCUGCAGCAGCCAAA